AUGGGAGCUUCAAUUGAGGAUGGGUCUCGAAAAGGACUGAACGGUUCAGGUUCAGCUGUGGUCUAUGAAGAGUUACUAUCCGAAUGGCCUCAGGGUCCCCAAAAAAUUGCACCUAAGGGCUAUACAUGGUGGAUAGGUACAAUAGGCGAUGUCAUCCUGACCAUUACGCCAGUGGCCUUCUUUGUCAUGGCUGCUCUUGCAAUACAGCUAGAGCGCCAACCAAUGGACCACGACACUCGAGGUCACGACCUCAUUGAGGCCCUCAAGCUCGCCCCCACCAUCUAUCCCAUCGUCUUCGCAGCCGUAGCAGGUCGCUUUUACAAGACACUUGCAUUAUGGAGUGUCACGAGAUCUCGAGGUGUCUCCGUUGGCGCCUUGGAACAAAUGUUGGGGAGCCAGAGCUUUGCGGGAAGUCUUUUCCGCUUGUUUAGUGUCCGAUCGCACGUUGGUGUCGGUCUCAUAAUUAUCCUCACAUGGGCUCUCUCCCCUCUUGGCGGCCAGAGCUCUUCGCGCUUGCUCUUCAAGACUGUCGAGAUCUCGGACUCCGAGGUAAUCGCGUACUACUCAUCAACAGACUCGCUUUCGUCAAUGAACUCGGCAAGCGGCGACCAGGUGACAUCCACAGGUGCGAACUCGCUCUUCACUUCCAGUCUUAUGGCAGGUGAGGAACAGAGGCGGUCCAUGGCAGACCUUUGGGGGCGGCCCAGGAUCCCUCGCCUCCAGGACCCAUCGACCGAUAACUGGCAAACAGUUCACCAAGCGGACAUGACAGAAGCGGACUAUGCCUUUUUGAUCGGUAUCAAGGUCCUGGGGCUGCCUAAUCUCAACUCGACCACCUCGUACAGCUUGGCGGCUGAGGCAUCCUACAAUGACCUCGACUGUAACUUUGUGAUACGUACCCUUCCGUCCAACAAGACGCCUGCUUACAUACCGGAAAAUAGAUGGACCAUUCCGAGCCUGUAUCGCGACAUCGUGAAUGGUACUAACAAAACCCAAAUUUGGCUUCCCGGUUCAGGUUCCCCCGGCAGCUUCUUUCUGAUUUCAGACUUCCUGGCGCCAGAGCGCCAGGCUGGUGGACACCUUCAUCUUCUCUUUGGCUCCCACGAAGGGGAACACAACUACACUCUGUAUAAUUGCACUGUCAGAAACGUCCCACUCGAGCUCGACAUCGCCUGCUCAUCACCGUUCGGAUGCGGUGUCCAGCGAUAUCGGCGCUCUAAAGCGCCGCAAUGGAACGAAGGCGACGUCCAUUCGCCCUUCACCUUAGCCAUACCGGUUAUCGCCAACGUCCUCCGGCAUUUUCCCACCGCAACGGGCGUUCUGGAGAGCGGAUCCCCUCGAUACCAAACUACCAUAGACAACUACCUCCGGGGCGUUACCCAAUUCCCGUUCAAGGUCCAUUACCUGAGCCCCUGGCCCACCAACAUCACCGACGAAGCCUUUUCCCGGCGUCUCACCCUCUUAUUUAAUACGUACUACUACGCCUCCCUCGACCCUUUCACCGCCACAGACUCCAGCUACGCCAAGUAUCCCGGAGAAGACGACGAUAUCAGGUCCCAGCCCGUAUACCCGGACUCGAGCAAUGGGCAUUUUGGUGGUUCAACAAUGGUCAUGGUGGCCGACGCUAAGGAGAUCACCCGCCGCGAGCUCUACGGGCUGAACCGUCACUGGGUCGCCAUCCUCUUGCUCUGCACUACCGUGCUGGAGACUCUCGCGCUUGUCGGCCUGUUUCUGCGACUGACCACGCCGGCGCCGGAUAUCUUUGACUAUGGCGCCAGUUUGACGCGCGAGAAUCCGUUCGUGCCGGUGCCCAAUGGUGGGUCGGCCAUCGGCGGGGCGGAAAGGGCGAGGAUGUUGAGGAAGAUGAGAGUUAAGAUGGCGGAUGUAAAGCCGGACGAGCAAGUUGGGUAUGUGGCGCUUGUGGGAACGACGGGAGAGUUGGAUCAGGGGGUUAAGGCGCAUGGGGAGGUGAUUCCUACUAGGGCUUUGAGUCGGUGGAGGCGGUAUUGGUAG
Sordaria macrospora k-hell is the source of this 2013-nucleotide messenger RNA. RefSeq lists its product as uncharacterized. The record is from RefSeq and is a predicted model, not a curated record. Lineage: Eukaryota; Fungi; Ascomycota; Sordariomycetes; Sordariales; Sordariaceae.